Molecule: messenger RNA, 1813 nt
Organism: Physella acuta
Lineage: Eukaryota; Metazoa; Mollusca; Gastropoda; Physidae
Biological process (GO): multicellular organism development; cell migration; homophilic cell-cell adhesion
Cellular component (GO): plasma membrane; catenin complex
Molecular function (GO): calcium ion binding; beta-catenin binding; cadherin binding
Source: RefSeq, a predicted model, not a curated record
GUACACAAACGCUGAUAUGGAUAGAGAGAAACAAGACGGCUAUAGAGUUUUGGCCUUUGAAGAUACGGCUGGUUCUGUGGCGCUGAUCGUCAAUGUCCAUGUUGGUGACGUCAACGACAACAGACCUGCAUUUGAUCAGGGCCAGUAUCAAAUAACGCUCGGCGAUGACGUCACACCUGGUCAAGUCGUUCUCCAAGUCAAUGCGACUGAUGCAGAUCUGAACGACAACUCACGUCUGACCUACAGGAUAUUGACCUGUGGCCAGUGGUUCAGCAUCGACGGUACCAGUGGGAAGGUCAAGGUCAUUACCUCACCGCCCUCUGACGUCACUGAGUGUUCUCUGGAAGUCAGUGAUGCCGGAACCCCGCCUCUCCAGUCUCACACAUCCGUUAUGAUUUACUUCCCCUUAUUCAACGAAACUGCAAUGGUUAUUCUACCGACGGCCAGUGGUGAACUAAUGGCCGACAGGGAGGGUGUGGCAAGAAAAUUAUCUGGCAUACUAGGCGUUAAUGUACACAUCCACAGCAUCGAUAGUCUAGGAGAUGUCGCCAGUCUAGGCUCAAAGGUCUAUAUCUCCGCUACAACUGCUGAUGGUCACAAAGUUUAUCCAACAGAUCUGAACAGCCUACUUAAAGCCCACGCCCCAGCCAUCUACUCAGCCUUCCAGAAGUCCACCAAGUCUGAAGACAGCGAGAAGCUGUUUACUGUCCCAUUCAGCGUAGUGCUAGCCCUGGCCAUCCUACUGCUGCUCAUCUGCCUGCUGUUUGCUGUUCUGCUGUACAGACAGAGACAGAAGUACAAAAUCAACCUCCGACUCUUUGAAAAGCUGCAUCAGGACACGAAGAUUUACGACGCCACCCGAAGCCUCAGCGUCACUCAGAUACCGGAAGUUCGCAACGGCGACGUGUCAAGGUCGAGCCGCAGCAACGGGUCAGCGCGGUCGUCAAGGGGGGAGACUGAGGUCAUUCCGUACUUCUCAAGCUUGGACCAGGGCUACGUCAACUCUACGUUUGUGGACGAUGAUAUGACCUACAGCAACAUCCAGGACCAGAGCAACGUGCGGAGAGGGAGCCGGGAUACGUAUGACGUUGCUGAUGUUCCCGUCCCCGAUUCACGUCAAGGCGAGGUCACCGAGCGCGCGUCCUUGACGACGGAAGUGACGAAAAUAACGGAGCCUGCUCACGUGACCGUGAUUGCCGUGAGAAGGUUGUCUCACGGCGAACAGGACCGCGAGAGUCUGGGUUUUGAGGACGAGUCACCGCCGUUAGACUCCCAGCGUCACGCGUCACUAGCCAGACGCCCGAGCGAGGCCGACAGCGGGGUCCCUGCAGAGAGCCACCACGACGACGAUAAUGAAGACGACGACGAUAAAGAGGUCGCUGACAUCUACGCCAACGUCAACAAAAACAACACCGCGGAGAAGCAACUCCACACCGGUCCCAACCUUGACCUCAUGACCUUUGCCCAGACCUCGGCGCCGACGACUUCCGCCCACACGUACACCCCACACGAUCCGUAUGAGCCGGAGCCAGAUUAUGCUAAAAGAGUUCACUUUAACGAGGAGGCCAGUGCAUACGGGGAGAGACCGGAAGAGGAAAUCGACCAACCGUCCACGGAAUUUGUAGACUCGCCUUCCCACCACGGCGAUUUGGCGAAUGAAAUGUUUGAAAUCACAGCGUUGUAAACACAGCUGUGUCGCACAGUGUGUGUUUCAUACUGUCACUACACGGCGUGGUGUGUAAACAAUACCAUGCGGCACAUAUACCACACAGUGACAAUAAAUAGAUGUGGCACACAGAGGCGUAGCAAGGGG